AUGGUUCGUUAUUUUCUAGAUUCGUGCCCUUACAUUGAGAAAAUAUCCAUAAGGGGCUCCGUUGAUACGAAAGAUGUCGAGUUUGUUGACCCGUUGCCGUAUAUGAAAGUAUUGGAAAUAUCCGAGUGUUGCAACAUUCAGAGUCUAGUUAUAUCUGUUAAGAAUCUUGUGUCCUGUACCUAUGAAGGAAACGAGCUCGGUAGUUUUCCAGUCAAGAAUGUUCCUAAUCUCUCCGAGCUAACUCUUGGUGGGGUGUUUUGUGAAUCCUUCGUUUACGAACCCAACAAACACUCGAACUAUUCAGCUCAACUGGUGAAGCUUGUGUUGAAUCUUCAUACUACGAGUGUCGCUAGACAAAUUUUUCCUCAUGAUUUGCCUCAGUUACACGCUCUCAAGCGGCUGGAAUUGAGCAUCGUGUCGCAAGUUGGCCGAAGCCUUCUCCUUUUGACGUCGUUGAUCAAGGCAUCUCCUCAAUUGCACGAGUUUAAAAUCAAGAUAAACUACUUAGUGCCUUGCUCGCCGUUUAUCUAUGUGUCGAGUUUGGUUCCGUUUCCGGAAGUAACCUCAGUGGAGGCAGAUGUUUUUUAUCAUAAAAAUCUAAAUGCGGUUGAAAUAGAUGGAUAUUGUGGGUGUGCGAGUGAAGACGAGUUCAUUGGGCCACUCUGUAAAAUCGCUGCCACGUCACUCAAGACAGUGAUUAUAGAUACGGACUGUGAUUACUAUCGCGACCAUCCAGACUACAAAUACAUUAUCGUAAUGUAUAGACCGAGACAAGACGGCAAAUUGCCGAUGAUGAAAGGGGUGAAGAAGCGGAAGAGGGCCCAUGAAGAACCGAUUGAGGAUGGGCAUAUGAAUCGUUUUGACGCCAAAAAACAUGCCGAGAGAUUCGCUUCCUGUUUUCCGCCAUUCGGAAUCAAAUUUAUUGUAAGAUGA
Erythranthe guttata (spotted monkey flower) is the source of this 933-nucleotide messenger RNA. The record is from RefSeq and is a predicted model, not a curated record. NCBI's taxonomy places the organism in Eukaryota, Viridiplantae, Streptophyta, Magnoliopsida, Lamiales, Phrymaceae.